AUGGCUGUCGUGUGGGUUCUGGUACUGGCCCUAGUGGGCACUAGCUGGGUGAAUGCGGAAGCGAGUUGCAAAUGUGGCCCUCGCCAUGAAUGCUGGCCGUCACUUGCUCGAUGGGAUGAUCUGAACGAGUCCCUGGCGGGAAGGGUCUUGCCCAAUGUUCCAGGCAUUGAGGUUUGCUUCUCUGAGAGUGAGGAAGACAAGAAUACUUGCUUGGGGCUUGCUGCUUCUCAACAACCUGAAGCCGCCUGGGAAAGCGACGAAGACACGCCAUCCAAAUGCCCCCUACGCCCCGCCGAUGCCUAUAUCAUCCGCGCAACGGAAGCAGACGACGUCGCAAAAGCGCUUAUCUUCGCAAAGAAUCACAAUCUGCGAGUCACCACUGGAUCUGAUCGCAACUCUUUGGAAAAAUCACGCGCCAAAGGCACACUACACAUCUCAACCGCCAGCAUCCGCAACGGCAUUGAAUACCACGAAUUCUACUCCACCCACUCCCCAUGCCCACACGCAAAAUGGAGCGACAGUGCCUUCACCGUGCAAGGAGGCUACACCUGGGCCGAGCUCUACACUGAAGCAUUCGCGCGAAAUCUCAUAGUCAUAGGCGACACCGACCAAACGACCGAAAUCACAACAACCAGCGACACCCUCCAUCCCCUGAUCCAUACGCUCGGCCUCCCAGCCGACCAAAUUCUCUCAAUGGAAGUCGCCCUCGCAUCAGGCACCACAGUCUCCGCCAAUGCCUGUCACAACCCCGACCUCUUCUUCGCGCUCCGCGGCGGUGGCAGCGCAGCAUACGGCAUAGUCGUGUCAACGACACUGAAAGCGCACCCCUCACGUCCGGUCACCGCGCAUACACUUCAGGUGUAUCCGGCGCCGCACAGACGGGACCCGAUUGCGGGUGCGCUUGCCCUUAUUGACGCUGUGUCAGAGAUUCUGGCGGCCUAUCCUGCGCUCUCGAAAGGAGGAUUUUCCGGACAUGGUAGCUGGGGCGUGGAGAAGGUGGGCGAAGGGAUACAUCUCCCUGGGGUGUCGACUGCGGUGCGGGCUAAUGGGGGGUACAGUCAUGUGGUGGGUAGGGUUGAGAAUGGCGGUGGAAGUGACGGUUCUGCGCGCGCGCUCCUUGACGCGGCUCUUAUGGACGCUCUGCGUCGGCGGAAUGGGUCGACGCUUGUCGUCGAAGAGUCGGUGAUUGAGUAUGCCUCGUUCGGGGAAUACUUCAACGCACUUGGUGGGAUGAAUGCAAUAGCAUAUGGAAAUGUGGCAGUGACAUCGCGGUUGCUGGAUCGGACCGCAUUAUCAGCUAGUACGGAGAUGCUGAAAGAGAUGCUGCGCAUUACAACGACGAAUGCACCCGAGUUGCCAAAUCACGCGACAGUGUGGACCCAGUUGAGUCUUCUUGGGCAGGGAGAGUACGUGGUGGACCGGCAUGUUAGUGUGCAUCCGGCGUGGCGGAGGAGCUGCGCGGUGGUUGCGCCUAUGACGGUACUGUCUGUUGAUGCCGAUGAAGAUGUAUUUGAGAAAAUUCAAGCAGACGCGACACUGAGAAAGGGCGAUACGUUGAGGGAGUUGUCGCCGAUGACAGGGGCUUCGUCGGGGUGGAAGGAUGCGCGGAAUCCGUGGUGGAGGACGGAUCUGUUUGGGGAUGGGUAUCCGCGGUUGAAGGCCGUUAAGGAGAGAUAUGACCCGGGUAGAAUUUUUCAUUGUGAGGCCUGUGUGGGGAGUGAGGAUUGGAAGGAGAUAGAGGGAGAUAUGGGAGGAGCUGUGUUGUGUCGGGUGUAG
Messenger RNA from Aspergillus candidus, 1776 nucleotides. RefSeq names its product FAD-binding domain-containing protein. The coding region runs from base 1 to 1776 and encodes 591 amino acids. The transcript is spliced from 5 exons. Lineage: Eukaryota; Fungi; Ascomycota; Eurotiomycetes; Eurotiales; Aspergillaceae. Gene Ontology annotation, molecular function: oxidoreductase activity; FAD binding. The record is from RefSeq and is a predicted model, not a curated record.